Molecule: messenger RNA, 6687 nt
Organism: Caenorhabditis sp. 36 PRJEB53466
Lineage: Eukaryota; Metazoa; Nematoda; Chromadorea; Rhabditida; Rhabditidae
Source: the annotation of a GenBank genome assembly
AUGCUGCGUAAUCUCAUUUUAAUCUCUUUCCUUGGUAAGUUGUUCCCACUUCUUUUCCUUUUAUGAAUACGCCUCCCUUUUAGCCUGUGCAUUUGCUCAGACGCCGGUCAUCGGCGGAACCUGUAAACUGGGAACCGCCGAUGUCCAGAUCGGUGGAAAGCAGACACAGUUCUUCCUGAAAUGCGAGACCACAGCCGAGUGAGUUCUUCCCUUUGCUUCCCCUCUGCUCAUCCUUUCAUCGUUCCAGCAGCGCCGAGGGUGAGGGUGUCUGGGUCGUAAAGUCCCGUGCCGCGGCCGCCGCUGCUCCAGCUCCGGCUCCAGCCCCAUCGGCCCAGCUUCCAGUCGAGAACACCCAGCCACAACAGCAUCCAAAGGCCCGCAAGCCAGCUUCUCCGAACAUUUGUGGUCAGUUUCUUCUUCUUUCGGUUUGUGAAAGCUCUUAAGUCAACUAAUGAGCGAGACGCACUUCUGGCCGCAAACAAACCUAGAGGUGAUGUGGUCAACAACAGGCUCUAAAGUAGGGAUGAAAUGAGAAUCAGAAAAGAAUAAGAAAAAGAUGAAGUGGAAGUAGAAAUCCUCCGACAUCAUCAUCCGUGUAUUUUGCCAUGUUUACUUAUGCUUCUGAUGGUGUUUCUUUUGCUUCUGCGGCACUGAAUGAGUGUGUAUUUAUUCUAUUCACUGAAAAAUUACAUACAAACACAAAUAGUGGUUGUUGCCAGCAUGGACUGGAUCGAUCACAAUCGCCCAUGUACUUCCUCUCCCUUCCUCUCUAUAGUUUUUCCGUUUCACUCUCACCGAGGGGUUUCUAUGGAAUUCGGAGAAAAAACCGUAAACGACAAGGUCAUUUGGGGUGUCUUGUCUUCGCGAUUCCUGCUGCUCCGUCGGCUAUUGUCCGCACUUGCGCACAGUGUGCUGAGAGCCGUCGGCGCGUGACCAAGAGGGGGGGAUCGACUCAACAAAUAGGUCAGUGGGGAGCAGAGAGCACGCGGGACGAAGAGCCGCAGGAGCUCGCCCGGUCUCCCGCGCCGAUUCAGAAAGAAAGUGUUUUGUUUUGUCUCUCCCCCUUUCCGAGAACAAAUUAAUGAGGAACAACUUUUUGGGACGGGACGACUGAUAAGAAAUGAAAGAAAUGAAUGCAAUUUCAGAGCAAGACAAUGGAGCCCGCGAGAACGAGGCGUGCGCCGUGUCGGCCACUUGCUUGCAGGCCCACAACGAAUUCCCGUCCUCCUACCUGCAAUGCGACCAAACGUAGGGGGACGAAAUGGGGCACAAGACACACUAAACGGCUUGUUUCAGAACUCUCCGAUGGGUCCGCAAGUCGUGCCAGGAGGGCUUCCUGUUCAACUUUGAGCAACAAACCUGUAUCGUUCCGAAGAGAAUGAGCUCCCUCUCCCGUAAGUUUCACACUCCUUCGUUGCCUAACACUUUCCUAUCAGCGCCUCCCCUCUCUAACUCUAACCCUUGCUCCAAAUGCCGACUGGGAACUGCCUGCCGUCAUGGCGAAUGCAUCCCUCUAACCACUUCCAGUAGGUUUCUUCCCUUUCCUCGAGUGCUUUCUAACCCUUUGCUAGAUCUUUGUUCUGACGGAUCACCCCCGAACGGCACUUGUUCACGAGAACCUUCCCCUUGUCCCCAUGGACAUUUCUGUACGGCCCAAAAGGUGUGCUGUCCUUCCACUGCUCUUCAAGCUUCCAUCGGAUGCUCUCUUGUCUGUACCAUCGACGAAUCGUGCCCCAAAGGAAUGUCUUGUCAUAACAACUGCUGCGAAGAACGGAAGCUGCUCCGUCAUCCCAAAGUCUAUCGAUAUGCGACCGUGGAGGCCACCAACACAAUCUUCGAAGUGGACAGUGACAUCUUCGAUAGUGCCGCCGUCGAAUCGCUUCCCACCCAGAAGCCUCAGCGCCUCGAGGAGAUCAUGGCACCGUCAAUCACGCCCACUCCGACACGGACCACCACAGAUGCAGAGCCACAGCGGCGGUGUUUGAGCAGCGACAGUAACGAGUUCACAUCAUCAGGUUCGUUCGUUUCUCCUCUUUUGUUUGCGGUCAUUUUAAAGUAUUUCGGAGAGGAGCGCUCCUCUGUUUACGAAGUAAAUAGCGGCUAAUGAGGAGCUAAGACGAACACGCACCGCGCAUUAGCCACCAACCAAAUUUUACUUUUCUAGGCGGAGCAUCAAGUACAUGCGGAGGAACGAAUGCGAAUUGCACUGCUGAUGAAGACUGUCCCUCGACAUUCAGAUGUUCGCAGGGAUGCUGUCGAUUGGCAGUCUGUCCGAGGAGUCUGACGGCGGUCAGAUUUACCUGCACGAGUCAAUAUCACUGCAGAGCGACCGAGCACUGCUUUUUCGGAGGAUGUUGUCCCAAAACAAUCGAAUUGGCAGUGAUCAAAAGUCAGCGAAUUCAAAGCAAGGAAGAAGAGGGAACAGAGAAAAGCCAAGAGAAAUUGGAAGUCGAGGAGAGAGUAAUAAUUGGAGACUGUGAAGUGGACACGAGAGUAAAACUGUGUGACAUUGAUAAUGUCUGCCCGGAUAUGUCCGAAUGCGUCGAAGGCGUCUGCUGCAAACAACCUCCCGCGGCACGAUGCGGCAACGGACUAAUGGCUCUGACGAUCCCGUCGAGCUGUGAUCUCUCAGAUGACUGUCCCAUUUCAUCCAGAUGCGAGUACGGGAAAUGCUGUCCUCUCUUGACCGAAUCGGACUCUGAAUCGGAAGUGGAAGAAGAAACAACGCAGUCGACAUCAGAAGAUAUUAUCAAGGAAGAAGUCACAUCAACAGCGACAAAGAUUUGGAAGAAAACCAUGAAAAUAGAGAAGGCAGGAGGGUUGUCAAUCAGCAAGAAUGUAUGUGAUUCAUUCUUUCGCUCUAUCUUAUCGUCCCCUAUUUCAGAAAUGUCUCUCUUCCCAAUCAUGCGACCUCCACAGCCUGUGUCCACCUGAUUUCACAUGUUCGCUGUCCGGAAAGUGCUGUAAACUGAAUGUCAAGUGCCCGGAUGGGACUGUUCCGGAAACUUCUUGCGAAUCCGCCGACUCACAUGACAGCUGUCCGUCCUCAUCGCACAGAUGUACCCUUCUGAACAAGGAACACUACGCUUGCUGCUAUAAUCCUGGUAAGCUUUCUAUUCACUCACCGAACAAUAAUUCCAAUCUUCGUUCAGAAUCCUCUUUUCUCGUUGAAGGAAGUGUGACUGCAGUUGUAUCCGAAUGUCCACCCGGAUCAGUUGAAGUCGAUCCUCGAUUCGGCACUUCCUGCCGUUAUAGUCUCCAGUGCCCGUCUCCGUAUUUUUGUACUCAGAAGGGACGGUGCUGCCAACUUUCCAAGACUAUAUAGGUUUGUUGCUCACUUUCUACGGGGAGAUCACCAAUUGUGUUGUUUUCAGAAACUCCAGCAACUAUCCGAAAUCUCCAUUUGCCAAACACGUGUACAUUGCUAACUUAUACAUUAAACUAACGAUAAACCUUGCAUGAAACUGACAUCUAAUCUGGCUUCUCCCCCCAUUUUCUCUCCGUUCAGUUUCCUCAAUUCAUUCAUACAGGUCAACAAGCCAGCGGACUCAUCUGCACAUUCUCUAGCUGCUCCAACUCGAACCCGUGCUCCGUCGGAACUUGUAACAACGGAUACUGCUGCUCCAGCGGCUCCAACAAUGCCCAGGCAAUCAUCGGUAUGUCAUCCGUCUCUUUUUGUCCGUCCGCACCCCUUCACUCCCUUCACUUUAUUCAGAUUCUGACCGCACCAGCACCACUAACACAUCCAAAACCAAAAAAGCUAACAGUAAGAAGCAUCGGAAGCCUAAAAAGAAACAGAUUUCUGAGGAGAGCACCUCCGAUCCUCUUCUUCAGAAUGAUUUUCCGAUUGGCCCACCUGGAUACGGGUUCCCAAAGCACCUCUCCAAACUGGACGAAGUGCUCAUUAGAGCCCAAGGUGACGGUGGUGAGCGAUCUGGCUCAUGCGAUCCCCACUAGCCUCCCUCUUUACAGUCUCUUGCGCCGGCGGAUUCACUUCCUCGUUGAUCUGCUCCGUCGGCUCAGAAUGCCCUGCUGGCCUGCACUGUGACACUGCUAAUAACCUCUGCUGCCCGCUCUUACUACCCCUCACUGAUCCGAAAAAUCCAAAGAAAAGAAAGUCGAAGAGAAGGAAGCAAAAGCAGGAAGAGAUGGAGAUGAUCGAGACGACGAACGCGCCGGAGCCAGAGCGAUUCUCGUCUUACUCCUGUGGAUGCAGUAAUCAUUUGCACUUUCCCACACACUAACUUCCUAUCCAUUCGAUUCCAUUCUCAUCUUUUUAUUUUCAGUGUCCGGAGGAUCCGGAGGAUGCGUCGGAUGCCAGAACGCCCCACAAGUCAUCACCAUCCGUAUGCUCUUCUUUUUCGGGCAACCCUUCUAGUCGUAUUGAAUUUCAGCACAAAACUCGUGCCCAGGAGGAGGAUACUCCGUUGGAGGAUGCAGUUCCGGAUACUGUGCCACCGGAUACUCUUGCAUCCAGAACCAGUGCUGCCCAUCUUAUUCCUCUGCUCCAAGAAUCUCCGUCUGUAUGUCAUCUUUUUCUGGUGAUUUUCCAAACCUCUUUACUUUCAGACAGCUGCCCAUCCGGAGGAUCGGCCGUCGGAGCUUGCAUCUCUGGAAGAUGUGCCAGUGGAUACUCGUGCUACAACAACGCCUGCUGCCCACAGACCACCACCACCAACCCAUUCGUGUGCACAGACGGAACCCAGGCUGCCGGAGGAUGCGUGAACGGACAGUGCGGAACCGGAUACACCUGCUCCAACGGACUCUGCUGUGCCGGAACCUCGACCACUGUCAAGUGCCUCGAUGGAUCCGACGCCGUCGGAGCUUGCAUUCCUUCUUGCCAGGGAGACGGUUGCGGAGGAGUCCAGGUCACGUACUACUGCGGAUCCGGAUACACUUGCACCACCGGAAACAUCUGCUGCCCAAUCAACAGUUGCCCGAACGGAGGAGAGCCACUCGGACCAACCAUCAACGGACUCUGCCCAACUGGAUACACUGUCCAAGGAAACCUCUGCUGCUCCGCUACUUGCUCCGAUGGAUCUUCCGGAACCGCCGCCGUCAACGGAGUCUGCCCAACUGGAUACACGCUCACGAACGGAGUCUGCUGCGCCUCGACUCUUACCUGCUCGGAUGAGAUCUCCAUCGGCCCAUGCACCGGAACUGGAUACAACGGAGGAUGCCCAGUCGGAUACUCUUGCGAUUCGAACGCUGUUAACUGCUGUCCAGUCGUCGACUACACCAAUGAGAGUUGCCAAGUCGGACCAGCCAUCGACGGACUCUGCCCACCUGGAUACGUUGUCGUCUACAUCCCGAACAGCCCGCUCAUCACCAACGGAGUCAACCCGGGAACUUGCAUUGACGUCCAGUGCAGUGAGUAUUCUUUCCUUCUUCGUUCCAGACACGAUUAGGGUGACACUCCUAUAACUGGUUAAUUUCAGCCACCGGAGUCUGCGCCGCCGCCAACCAAGUCGGAGAGUGCGAUCAGAACACUGACACCGGAACGUGCCCGACUGGAUACACUUGUUACACGACUGCUGGAGUCUGCUGCUCCACCACUACUUUCUCGCGCCUCCGCCUCUCCAACAUGCGACCAAUGGCCCAGAAGCCAGUCUACGGACGUCCACUUCACAGCUACAUGCCUCGUAAGUAGGACUGUUGUUCCGUAGUCUUCCAUCAAAAAGUGUGCAGUGUGAUGUGUUCCUAUCUCUGUAAUUCUAUCUCUCUCCAUCCCGCCCCUCUCUCCACCUCUUCUUCUUCAGCUCGUUUCGGCGGACCGUCCGUGUCUCCCUCGUGCUCCGACGGAUCUCUCUCUUCCGGCCCGUGCAUGAACGGGCUCUGCGGCAUUGGACUUGAGUGCCAGAACGGCCAGUGCUGCUCUCCGUCGUCCAAACAGACGGCCGGUCUUCUUCAGAGUACUCUGCAUGCUUCCCCGGUCUCUCUUAUCUUCCCAUUCCAGGCAAAUGUCCGUCCGGAGAGACCGCUGUCUCGGGAUGCUUCCCCAACGGAUCCUGCGGAACCGGCUACGAGUGCGUCUCUUCACUGAACCUCUGCUGUCCUCCCGGUCAGCCACAGCUCCCAUCGUUUCCGCCUCACAACGGAAACAACAUGAACGGUCUGAGCAACAUGAACAACAUGAACAACAUGAACAACAUGAACGGUCUGAACAACAUGAAUAACAACCGAUUCGGAUCGUCGUCGAUUUGUAAGUCGUGACGUGUCUCAUCACGCCGAAACACGUCCCUUUCUGUCUCUCUUGUAGCGCCGCGACCCAUCGGCGCCCGCUGUCAACUCGACGGCGAGUGCGUCGGACACGCCGACGGGCUUUCAAUGUGCCACGCAGGAGUGUGCCAGUGCUCUCCGAUCGCCUACACGCAAGGAAUCGCAUGCGUUAGACGAAAGUGUAAGAAGCAGCGCCAGUGUGCUCCGCCUUCCCUGCAUGCUUUUCGCUCUCCUUCCCUUGCAUGCUCCUAGUCCCUCUUCCUAGACGUUUCUAGGCUUUCCAUCCCUUCCUAGUCUCCGCUUAGGCUUCUAGUCUCACUUGUAGAGACCCUAGUCCGAGCACGCCCUUCACCUGCUUUCCAGUACUCAUCCGACGUUCUUUCAGCUUUCCAAAUGAACGACGACCCCGUAAUCGACGCAAUCGACGACAAGUCCAGCAGCAGCAGCCAGUCCGGCGUCCGCGUCUGA